AGAAUUUUUAAUUUCAUUUAAAAUUUAAGUUGACAGAAAAAGCGCAGGCUCGUCGACGCCGUAAUAAAUGAGCAGCAGUCAGUGUGCUAUAACCGUGUUAUUUUGUGGUAAAAGCCAUAUUUUCCGCGGUAUGAUAAUUUGUCCUUUUGCCACUUUAUUUCUACGCACUGAAGGAGUUAUCAAAGGAAAAAGCCUUUUAAUACCCAUAAAAUGAGACUCACUAAGACUGUGUGGCGGCUCUUCCCCGAGACAUCUGGAGUAAAAGAGAACCAAAGAUGAAUACCAUUGUGUUUAACAAGCUGAGCAGCCAGGUCCUGUUCGAAGAGCAGGCGAAAGAGGUCGAGAGGAGCAGCCGAAAUUAUUUAGAAGUUAUAGAUGGACAACAUCCAGACAUACUGUCAAACAGCCAGGCUAUGAAAGACCACUCCGGAGUCAGGCACAGGAGGUCGGGGUGUCGCCCCAGUGGGGGGAAGGUGCGCCACAAGCGGCAGGCCCUGCAGGACAUGGCAAGGCCCCUGAAGCAGUGGCUUUACAAGCACAGGGACAACCCGUACCCUACGAAGACCGAGAAGAUCCUGCUGGCUCUGGGCUCCCAGAUGACGCUGGUCCAGGUAUCAAACUGGUUCGCCAACGCCAGGCGGAGGCUGAAAAACACAGUGAGGCAGCCGGACCUGAGCUGGGCUUUGAGGAUCAAGCUGUACAACAAGUAUGUCCAGGGCAACGCGGAGAGGCUCAGCGUGAGCAGCGACGACACUUGCUCAGAAGAUGGUGAGAAUACCACGCGGACCCAGACGGGCACAGGCGAGUUCAGCAAGCCCAUGUACCAGAGCGUCAUCAAGAAAGAGAGUGUGGUUGUCGGGGCAGGGCUGAGGGCUGAAGCCUCGCUCGGCGAGGAUUACGUCUCACCACCCAAAUACAAGAGCAGCUUGUUGCAUCGGUACCUCAACGACUCCCUGCGUCACGUCAUGGUCUCCAACACCGUCAUGGACUCGCGUAAGAGGAACCAUUCUGGAUCUUUUAGCUCCAAUGAGUAUGACGAUGAACUCCUCUCGCCGUUGUCUUCAGAAGCAGAAGCAAACUUUGUUUGUCGAACUGAGACUGUGGAACAUGGAUCAGCUAAAUGUGAAAAUGCAGUGAAAGAAAAGCAACGGGGCAAAGACGAGACGUACUGGAAAGAAAUCAAUGCAGCCAUGGCCUUGACAAACCUCGCACAGGCAAAGGACAGUGCAUCAGGGACAACCAGCUGCAUCAUCCAGAAAUCCUCCCAUAUAUCAGAAAUAAAGACUGUCAAAGUGCCAGUGCUCCAGAAGUAUUAACUCUCCUCUAUGCAACAUUCCUAUGAAAUAUUUUGUAGACUCUAAACUCAGUCCAAACUGAAUAGUUUUUUAAGCGUAAUUGAGAGACAAUCUUUUGCGUUGUGUUUGCUGUUUAUCAUUUCAUUCUAUUUACUUGCACAGACAUUAAACAAGUGUUGAUAACUGUAGCAUUAGUAAUUACGGUGAUCUUAACGAGACACUUUCGUAAUGUUAACUUAUUUGAUAAAUCUUUCCUUUUGUACUCCUACAUUUCUGUACUGCAUUUCCACAAGUGCCUUUUUACAGAAGAAAGUAUGCCCACAAUUAAUGUACAUAAUGCUCUGAUACGAGAAGUGCUAUUUCAAACGUUUCAUUUUCUAAAUUGACUUUGUAGAUUUAAUUUUUUUAUUUAAGGCUUAUUCAUAGAUUUUUAUUUUUUAUUUUUUCUAUUUUUUUCAUCCCUUUUAUUGAGUUUUUAAGUGAGGCCCAGACUAUUGUUUGGGCUGAUUAUCACCUUGAAUACCCUCCACUGCCUCAGUUUACCAUAACACAUAGUAAAGACACACAGACCCACAUGCUGCCGUGCCGAGCGGAGUCUCGGCGGUGGCACUGCUUGUUGUUUUGUCUGCAUCCAAUUCAUUAUGACUGUAAAUGAGAAACUGUUGUGUCUCGGUUUGGAGGAACGAUGACCUGCCAUCAGUAACUGUGAAAACGUAGAUAAGUCAGCUGAGAGUCCGAAUGGUCAGAGGUUAAACAAUUCAAAAAAAGGCACUACUUUACUGUACUGUUGUUAGCAAUUACUGACUUCCUUGAUCCUUGUUAUAUAAUAUUGAUGGGAAAAAUGUUUUAGAAAGGAACAAAUACAAAUAGAUUUUGGUGCUGCUGUUUUUUCAUGUUUUUCAAACAAGUGCAACGGAACCAACAGUGGGUCACGACCUAAAAGGAUGUUUUUUUGUAUUGCCAGUGUUGUUUUUUUAAUGCUGUUUUGUGUAUGUUUCUAUUCCAAACAAGGUGCUCUCAGAACACAGCAGUCCCCCAGCCUGUUAAAUCGGCUUUCCUGACUCAGCUGGUUAAAAUUAAGUUCAAACUGCUGUUUACAAGAAGCUGGAGAUAGACAUGUUUGAAUUUUUUUUUAAUUGUGUCUUUCAGUAUUAUCGCUCUAUAAACCAGCAAUGGUUCUUAUUUUGUUAUUGACAGUGUUUCUUGUGGAGUACCCAGUUAUAUUGAUUUUUUUUUUUACUUUGUGCCACACCACAUUAGCUAUGGUGUUCUUUCUUUACAGUGGGGAGCAUCUCUUUCCAAACAGUUGUAUAUAUUAUACUCACAGGUUCAACAAAUGCCAAAUAUCCAGCUGAGGGAAACAUAAGACUGUAUGAACAACAAGUAGUUGUUGGCGACUCACAAAUUUUAUGUAUUUUUUGAGAGUAUUAUUCAAAUAUACGUUUCUUUACUCUUUUUGGCCUUUAUUUGACAGGCUACGCCACGCUUGCAGUCAAGCAGCCCAGAAUUAGAUUUAGAGAAGCUGCACGGUUAUUAUUAGGCAUAGUCUUAUUGUAAAUCUGCAAACAAGUACAUGCUGAACUUAAUGCCAUUUCAAGACUCGCAGAAGAACGUUUUUCUAAAUUAACAUGUCCAUUAAAGCAAAAGGAAAGGAAUCACUGUGGUCCAUCCUAAGGCUCUGUUUGCUUAUGCAGUGCUAAGUUCCACAUGUGGUUUUUAUACACCUGAUCCGCUAUGGAUUGCUGAAGGAUUUCGGGCGAAAGUGGCGUAUGGACCUAAUAUCUUUGAUUCAUACAGAAACAGACUUAAUGUCUCACACGAAAUGUGGCCAUGAGAUAGACAUCAAAGCACAAAGGGAGAAUUGUUCUGCAAAGCCUCUA
Molecule: messenger RNA, 3175 nt
Organism: Scleropages formosus (Asian bonytongue)
Lineage: Eukaryota; Metazoa; Chordata; Actinopteri; Osteoglossiformes; Osteoglossidae
Gene: mkxa
Product: mohawk homeobox a
Exons: 7
Coding region: 276-1316 (346 amino acids)
Biological process (GO): regulation of transcription by RNA polymerase II; cell development; muscle organ development
Cellular component (GO): nucleus
Molecular function (GO): RNA polymerase II cis-regulatory region sequence-specific DNA binding; DNA-binding transcription factor activity, RNA polymerase II-specific
Source: RefSeq, a predicted model, not a curated record